Orcinus orca (killer whale) is the source of this 3681-nucleotide messenger RNA. RefSeq names its product caskin-2-like. The coding region runs from base 120 to 803 and encodes 227 amino acids. Lineage: Eukaryota; Metazoa; Chordata; Mammalia; Artiodactyla; Delphinidae. The transcript is spliced from 3 exons. The record is from RefSeq and is a predicted model, not a curated record.
CUGCCCGGGCCGGGUGCCACAGGCCGGCAGGACUGGGCGCCCAUUAGGUGCCAGCCAGGAGGGAGGAACACAAUGCCGCGUCCGCACGCCUUCGAGACCCACGUGCACUGCUCCUUUAAAUGCCCCGGCCCUGUAACAGCCCGCACCGCGUCCACGCCGGCGGGGGCUCCAGCGGCCGGGUGGACCGGGCCCUGCUGAAGGCCCGAGGCCUGGGGCCCCUCCCCGCGCUCCUUCCACUCCCCAGUUCCGGGCCGGCCCCGCCGCUGUCCCGGCGCCCUCCCCUCCCCGGCCGCUGGAGCCGCAGCCCCGGAACCCUCCAAGGGGCCGCGACCCACCGCCGCGAACGGCGUGCGGAGGGCAGGGGCCGGCUCGCGGGUUGCGGCUCCACCCCGUGUCCUUCGAGCCGCAGGCGACCGGGCCGCGACCCGCGCGCGCGUUCCAGCCCGCUCACCUGCUCCGCCGCGGUGCUCCGGUAUUGUUUACGCAGCCGGCAGAGCGCCCGCCGGACCCGGCGCCGGCGCAGACCCCGCCCCCGGCCCGCCCCGGCCCCACCCCCGCCCCGUAGGCGGCGCUACGCUCCCCGGUCCACGUCGGGGCCCCAACCUGAGCUGCGGCCCUGGAAAGGCAAGGGGAGCGAGAGAGGCCUGGCUUACCCCUAUUCGCCGCAGGGACCGCGGAAUGGACCUGGCGUUGGACUGAGCACUGACCUUAGAUUAAGGACUCUGAAUGAUACAUCACUUCAUGGCAUUGUGUGUGGCAAAGUGCUUUCAAAGAUGGCGUCAACACUUCCAUCCUCCCUGUAACGUCAUGCCACUCCUCCCAACAAGUGGUGGAAGAUAUCUCUCCUCCCCUUGAACCGAGCCUGUCUUUGUGACUUGAUUUGACCAAAAGAACGUGGAGGAAGGGAUGCUCUGCCAGGCCCAGGCCUUAUAAGACCUGAUAGUGUCUGCUUUUGGCCUCUUGGGAUUUGGCCACCACAGAUAAGCUCAGGCCAGAGAGCUGAAUGACAAGAGCCUGCCUGGGGAGGGAGAGGCCCGGUCAGCUCCCUGCUCUUCCAGCCCCAGCCAAGGAGCCAGACAUGGGAGUGAAGCCAUCCUGGAUGUUCCAGCUCCGGCCGAGCUCUCAGCUAAAUGCAGCCACGUGAGUGACCUCAGCCAACUCCAUACAGAGCAGAAGAAUUAACCUCCUGGCCGAGGCCAGCCAACCCACAGAAUCAUGAAAAAUAAUAAAUUUGUAUUGUUUUAAGCCACUAAGUAUUAGGGUAGUUUGCUGUACAGAAGCAGAUAUCUAAUGCAGUCAGGAACAGUGAUGGACGGUAAUGCCCUCCUAGAAACACUUGAAACAACACUGCAGAAAGGAAAGGACACACAGCCUCCACAAUACCCUGAAGCCCUGCCUGCUCCUCUGUGAAUUUUCAGAUGUUCGUUAAACUCACUCCUACUAGAGGAAGCAGAAACCAGGGUGCAGUCCCCGGCCACGAGGGGCCUCGUCAGGGGCUCUCGAGAACUCAGUGUGAGGGGUUGGUUCAGGGAAGAAAGGGGCCCCAGACCCUCGUAGUUCCCUUUCUCCCUGUGGCCUUUCAAAGGGAGAGUCUCACACAGAAAGGAGUCAUAGCUGAAGAAUCUGAGUCUCUAAGGAGACCUAGGGCCCUAUAGGAGGUUAGGAGCUUCUGAGAGCCGAGUUUCCUUAGGAAGACCCAGGUGAGAAAUAAUGCAGGAGUUCCCAUGUUCAAGGCGUGAUCCGUAGCAUGUAACAGUUACUCACAAAGGUGUUUGUUAAAUCAAUCAAUUUCUGCCUGAGUUAUCUGGACGUUUCAUUAGGUUCAGGGAACCCAAGACCGGUGCUAAGGUAUCCCCCAGGCAUGGACAAUCCACUUGGACAAUUCCUGGGGCAUCAUGCACACUCUCCAGACCAGAGAGAGCCACAGGAAAUUGAAUCUGGAGCUGAAUUGUUGGCCUGUUGUAGACUUGACCUUCACCUACCAUUGAACCACAUGGUGGGGUGAGCUUGGGUCAUCAGCAUAAGCCCAUCACUUGCAUUUCUUUCCUGAAGACCCCCUCAUCUUCAAAUCUCCAGGUCAUGGAAAAAAGAUCUCCUCUAGCAGUUACUCAUUUGAAUUGGGGAGGACUCCCAAUGGGAUGUAUGUAAAUUGUUGCUGUAAAUGUUUGAAUAACCAGGUGGUAAAAGCAAGGGGACCAGCAUUUCCUGAUAAAUAUGGGCGGUGAGCUGCCAGCAGAGGCUGUUUUGAAUUGGAUACGGUAAGCAGUGAGAAGAAAACGGCUUUGCCUCUAUUUCACCCGGAGUAUCCACUGGUUGACAAGCCCCUGAGAAGAAGGAAGACAGGGGACAAGAGGAGUGUCCUGUAUUGGGGCCAGAAGAUGCUUCUGUCCCUCAUCUUAAUCUUUCAGUGUUUACAAUGGCCCCGGCCCAUUUUCUGGGUCUUCGUGUUCCCUGUGCAUGCAUUUGAGGUGGGUUUCCGUGGAGUCACCUCUCAGAAAACAGAGGAAGGGGAAAGAGGUGGAAACGUGGUACCACGGGAGUCUUUCUGCAAGAAGGGCCAUGAGCGAGAGGCAAAGGCAAGGGAGGCCAGGGCACAGGCCAGCAGUCGAUGUGGAGCAGUGCAAAGGGGGUGUCGAAAAGAGUUAUCACUUUCUAAAUUGGCUUGUGCCUUUUUGCACAAAUCAAAAGGCCGUGUCCCUCUGCUUAUGCAAGAUCUCUCCGUGUAUGCAAGCUGUUUUGAAAUGCUUUAAGUGCUGCAUGAACCACAGGUGGAAUGACUGCUGUUAUUAGCUCUGUCUGGAAGAUGGCCACACCCGCUGGCAUCUGACUGAGUAGGAAAAAGGCCCCAGGGUAUCCUGUGCUGGGGACACCAGGUGACUGUACAGAGUCCACACCAGCCGGGAGAUCCCAACAGGUGCAGGGCUGAUGGGAAAUGAGCAAGCUUGGACGGUUUUCCUGCGUGGAUGGAGCGUCCGGCUGAGUCACUCUUCCCUCUGCCUGGGGGAGUGAAGUCACAAGUUCUUUGCUCUGUCUUGCCAGCCCUUCUCUUCCCUCCCCGUAGCACUCUUGCCUUCUCUAGGACAGCAAACUAAACAUAACUGGAAUCCAGAACACACUUACUUUAACGGACUUUCCCUCAUAUACUUAAUAUCUAAGAAAAAGGGUCACGUGGCAAACAGACACCUCCCAAAACAAGAGCCAACCACUUGGCAAAACCAAGCUAUUAUCAAGGAUUUUUAGAAGAAAAGAGGUGAAGUAUAACGUAGGGUCAAAGACAAGUCCAGAGCAAUCCUACCCUUAAUACUUUUAUAGGCUGAAAAAUGAGAUUGAUAUUCUUUUUUUUUUUUUUUUUAAUGCGGUACGCGGGCCUCUCACUGUUGUGGCCUCUCCCGUUGCGGAGCACAGGCUCCGGACGCACAGGCUCAGCGGCCAUGGCUCACGGGCCCAGCCGCUCCGCGGCAUGUGGGAUCUUCCCAGACCGGGGCACGAACCCGCGUCCCCUGCAUCGGCAGGCGGACUCUCAACCACUGCGCCACCAGGGAAGCCCGAGAUUGAUAUUCUUAAUGUGAUGACUUCAUCACAGAGAUCCUCAGACAUAUUCAAAAGUAAUAUUUCAUUAUUAAUAUUUAAUUUGCAUGCUGUUCCAUAUCCUUUCUGGAAUAAAACAAGGCAGUAAUAAUA